AUGGCGCCAUGGGAGUCGGACACCGAGGCGGGAUCCAGUAUAUCCGGCAGCGACGACGAGUGCACACCAACAUCUGGGCCCGGAGACGUCGACGCUCAGAGCCCUCAGAAGAUGAGCUUCAAGACAUGGAAGCAAGAAUUCUUCAACAGGCUUGGCGAGAUCAAGACCUUUGGUGAUUUCGCUUGCAUGACGCGAUACUCUCAUCACAUAAAUCCGGGCCUCGAAGUUGCGGGCUCACUCAUACCACUCCCUCUGGUGACCCGCGACGCGGACACGAUCAAGAGCAAGUGUGAACAGGCUCCAUUUGGACGCGGCGAUGACACAGUUGUCGAUGAGUCUGUGAGGAAGACUUGGCAACUUGACUCCAGUCUCUUUCGCUGCUCCAAUCCAGCCUGGUCAGCUUUCCUCGACACCGUGCUUCAGGAGACCGUGCAAAAACUUGGCAUGCCGAAAGGCACCCGAGCAGUGCCUUGGAAACUGUUACUCUACGAAGAGGGCUCGUUCUUCAGGCCUCACAAGGACUCUGAAAAGGCACCAGGGAUGAUCGGCACACUCGUGAUUUCGCUUCCUUCAAAGCACGAGGGCGGCCAAGUUCACCUGUCCCACGGCAACAGGCGUCACAUUUUUGCAACCUCAAACUUUUCUUCCUUCGAUCUUACAGGCCUCGCUUGGUAUUCUGACGUGACGCACGAGAUCAAACCGCUUUCAUCUGGAUAUCGCCUUGUCAUCACUUACAACCUCCUCCAGCAACGCGGCUCUCCUCCCUCGGCCGGCGUGUUCAUAGAGCAGCAAGCCCAGCUGCAAGCACUUCUGCAGAAGUGGGCAUCUGCAUUGCAGUCGAAGACAAGGGUCAUCUACAGAUUGGACCAUAAAUAUUCGCAAUCAUCUCUCUCGAUCCAGAAUAUGAAGGGGCGCGAUGCGCAGCGCAUUCGAUGUUUGAAGCAAGCUUGUCAGGAGGCUGGAUUUUAUAUUCUCCUAGCCAUCAUGACCAGGACUGAGGGCUGCGAAGACGAUUAUUAUGGCGGCGACGACGAGGACAGUCUCGAACUGGACCACGUUACGAGUCUUGACGGAAGCUUUAUCACAAGAUCUGUUGAUGUGGAGAUGAAGGAAAUCCUCGGCCCAGACCCUUACAAGGACAGAAGGGCAGACAGUGAGGAUGAAGGUGAAUUCACUGGAAAUGAGAGCAUGCCGUCGCAAUAUCGAUACCAUGAUUCUGCUUUGUUGAUUGUCCCCAGCAGUGGUCUCAUUGGCCUUGCUAAGUCGUCGCAGUGCUCUGCGGCCAAUUUGUUCCGAAUGGUGUUGGACUCUGCCGCUGCGUCGCCAAACCAUUUUCCUACAAGGCGUGAGGCGGUCGGCUUCCUUGACAGCCUCUUAAACAGCUUCAGAUCACUAAUCAGGGAAGGACGUCUGCUCAGCAUGGUUUUCAGAGCAUCCAAACUUUGGUCUUGCCAGGCACUCUACAACAAGGCUAUGCGGAAAGCCUUAAGUGAGGCUCUAGGCAGCACUCGCCAUCGUUUCUCCUACCAAACGCUCAUGAACAGCUCAACUCGAUCUCCCACUGCAGAAAUUUCUGAUGCAGUUGCUGAAUUUGCUAAUGAAUUUUUCUCGCAUCCUACGGAUCAAGACUGGAACGAGUGUCUCGGCGAACUUGUUCAGAGCCUCGAUAAUCUAACAUCGCUCAAUGCAGCAUUCGAGGAUAUUGGAAAGCGACUGAAGACCGAGGAACUAAAACAGUCUUUCAAGGGCUGGCGGUCUUCCAUCGAAACUUCCAGAUUUGAGACUAAGGAAACCUUGACGGCCCUUGAUCUCCCUUUUAUAUUGUCCCUAAUUCAAUCACAUUCGGCAGAUGACGAGUGGGUUUCCACUCGACUCCUUCCAAAGCUAAGUCAACGUGCCGAGAAGCAGCUCCUCUAUGCGCUUCUCAAGCGUCUCUGCGCCGAAAACGGCCACCUUGCGCUCAAGAACACCGAGUCUCUAGCACGACGUCUGCUCGAUGCCACACUCCCAAAGCUGAAUCUCGAAAUUGAUGAUUUGGAGCCCAAAACGCAACACCCACCGCAGAGCUCAAUCUACCUCCGCGGGGCGUCGAACAGUACAGCUCACACCGUGAGCAAUGAUUUCAUCCUCGCACCCGACCAGAAACAGGGUCGCUUCACCUAUGCCAAGAAGAUCCGGUCGCACCUCGAGAUGGUGCUUCCCAGGGAGCACUACAGGUGCGCAACAGACACGACAGCGGGCCAGGGACGCUGCCAGACACUGGUCGUGACCAAGAUCAGUAAGGAGACCGAGUUCAAGGAGGAAAUGAAGAAGUUCGAUGAUGAAGUGCGGCAAUAUGAGCAAAGGCUCUUGUCGUUCCGGCAGCCGGUUGUGCAGAGGCUCCUUGGCGACGAAACUUACAAGUCACUGAUAAUGUUGGAGACCGGGCCUCCUGAUGUGUCUACUGUCCCUGUGUCGAGCAAGAGGGCUGCAGAUGAGAGCCCGGAUCAGCCUGCAUCUACCAGGCAGCGGACGGAGGAAGUCAUUGACUUGACUGGGGAAUGA
Diaporthe citri is the source of this 2544-nucleotide messenger RNA. RefSeq lists its product as uncharacterized. Bases 1 to 2544 code for a protein of 847 amino acids. Lineage: Eukaryota; Fungi; Ascomycota; Sordariomycetes; Diaporthales; Diaporthaceae. The transcript has 6 exons. The record is from RefSeq and is a predicted model, not a curated record.